AUACCCAUAUAUAUAUUCUUGGAUAUAUAUUUACAUCCAUAUAUAUUUAUAUAUAUAAAAGAAUGUCUACAUCUUUUUUUAUAUGUCAUUAUAUGUCCAUAUAUAUUCUUAUAUGCUUCAUUUUAUACACUUCAUUGUAUAUUAGAAUGGGAGGCAGGUUUUCCCUAAGCAGUUCCUUGUGAAUUUGAGAUGAAAUGUGUGUUCUUCUCCUGGUGAAUCAAGAGCUUUUGGUGUGCAGAAGCUCCAAAUGUAAUUAUUAUGUAAUUAUAAUAUAUGUACAAUACAUGUUAUACUAUACAUAUUAUACAUAAUACACAUUAUGUAUUAUGUAUCUUUUAAUUGUGAUUAUAUAUAUUAUGUUAUACAUAUAUAUGUAUAAUAUACACAUAUUAUGUAAUAUAUAUCAUAUGUAAUAUAUAUUGUGUGACUAUAUAAUGUAUAAGAAUAAUAUAUAUAAGGAUAUAUAUAAUAUAUAUUAUAUAUACUUCAUUAUUAUGUACUAAAAUGGGAAACAGGUUUUCUGUAAGCAGUUCCCAGCUUGACUUUUCCCUUUGGCUUGGUGAUUGUUGGAUUUUAAGUUUUACACUUUCCUUUUACUGUGUGAGUGUAUUUUAUAAAAGAACAUAUAUACAUAAAUAUAUUAUAUAUUCUUAUAUAUUGUAUAUUAUAUAUGUCUUAGAUAUAUUGUGUAUUCUUACAUAUAUAUUCUCAUUAUAUAUCCAUAUUUUAUAUAUUCUUAUAUUUAUAUGCACUGUAUUCUUUAUAAUAUUUUAUAUAUCCUUAUAGAUGUAAUAUGUAUCCUUAUAUAUUAUACAUAGUAUAUAUUGUUUAAUAUUAAUAUACAUUAUUAAUCAUAUUGUUUAUAAUAGUAUAUAUUAUUAAGGAAACUCCUUGUGGACAAAGGACAGAGAACUCAAGAUCAUCCCUCUGCUCGCUGAUAGAAAUCCAUAUCUGAUACUUUUUUGGAAAGGCUAAUCAGAAUCUCUAAAGAAUGCAACUGUUUGUCUCUUAUCUACCUAUGACCUCGAAGCCUCCUCAGCAGUUUGAAUUGUCCUGCCUUUUUGUAUGGAACCAGUGUACAUUUUACAUAUAUUGGUAGAUGUUCCAUGUCUCCCUGAAAUGUCUAGAACCACCUUGAACACAUGUCAAGACCUCCCGAGGCUGUGUCACAGGUGAUCCUUAGCCUUAGCAAAGUACCAUCCUAAUGAUUGAGACUUGUCCCAGAUACUCUUGGUUUACAACACACAUAAGCAUACAUAAUCAAAUACAUUGCUGUCCCUUUGAACAAACUGUUAUAUGUUAGAUCAUUCAAGAAUAGGAAAAAAUCAGUGCUUUUAUUUUUUCAAAUAAUCUGUCUUUAUUGUAUUUUCUUUCUUUAUGUCAUUUCCAUGUCUUUGCUAUUGUGAAUAAUGCUGUGAUAAAUGUCCACGAGCAUGUGGCUUUUUGGUAGGAUGAAGUAUUUUGUGUUGGGUAUACACCCAGUAGGGAAUUGCUUAGUUCAGUAGUAGCUCUGUUUUAAGUUUUUUGAGAAAUCUCCAGACUGCUUUUUACAAAAUCUUCAGACUGCUUUCCACAGUGCCUGAGCUAAUCUAUAUUUCCACCAGUAGUGUAUUAGUGUUACUUUUUCUCUACAGCCUCACCAGGGUCUGCUGUUUCUUGACUUUUUAGUAACAACCAUUCUGAUUGGUGUGGGAUGGUAUCUCAUUGUGGUUCUGAUUUGCAUUUCUCUGAUAAUUAGUGAUGAUAAACAUGUUUUCAUGUUUGUGGGCUACUUGUAUAAUUUUUCUUGAGAAGUGUCUGUUCGUGUCCUUUUCCUAUUUUUAGUGGGAUUAUUUGUUUUUUUUAUUGUUAAGUUCCAUACAGAUUCUAAACAUUAGAACUUUGUCAGCUGCAGAGUUGGGGUAAAUGUUUUAUACCAUUCUGUAUGUUGUCUGUUUUCUCUAUUCAUAGUUCAGGGUGCUAUGCAGAAGCUCUAAUUUUAUUAGGUCUUACUUGUCCAUUUUUGGUUUUAUUGUAAUAGCUUUUGUGGACUUAGCCAAAAAUUAUUUGCCAAAGUUAAUAUCAAGGAUAUUUCCUAGGUUUUCUUGAAGAAUUUUUACAGUUUGAGUUCUUAGAUUUAAAUUUUUAAUCCAUUUUGAAUAAAUCAUUUUACUUAUUUAAUUAUUUUGAGAUGGAGUCUCUCUCACUUUGUCACCCUGGCUAGUAUUCAGUGGCACAAUUUAGGCUCACUACAACCUCCGCAUCCCAGGUUCAAGAGAUUCUCCUGCCUCAGCCUUUGGAGUAGCUGGGAUUAUAGGCUUGUGCUACCAUGCCCAGCUAAUUUUUGGAUUUUUGGUAGAGACAGAGUUUCACCACAUUGGCCAGGCUGGUCUCGAACUCCUGACCUCAAGGGAUCCACCUGUCUUGGCCUCCCAAAGUGCUGGGAUUAUAGGUGUGAGACACCAUGCCCAGCCUUGAGUAAAUAAUUCUAUAUUGUGAAAGGUCAGGGUCUAGCUUCAGCCCAGAACCGUUUAUUGAACAGGGGAUCCUUUCCCUGUUGCUUGUAUUUGUCAGCUUUGCCAAAGAUCAGAUGAUUGUAGAUGUGCAGCUUCCUUUUCGAGUUCUCCAUUUUUUUCUGGUAGUUUACAUGUUUGCUUUUGUACCAGUACCAUGCUGUCUCGGUUACUGUAGCCUUAUAGAGUAGUGAGAAAUCAAGUAGUGUGAUGACUUCAGCUUCGCUCUUUAUGCUUAGGAUUGCUUUCACUAUCCUCGUUCAUUUUUGCUUUAAUAUGAAUUUCAGAAUGGUUUUCUCUAAUUUGGCAAAAUAUUAUAUUGGUACUUUGAAAGGAGUAAUAUUGAAUCAAUAAAUUGCUUGGGUAAUGAUAGAGUUGGGAUAUUUGUUUCUGCCCAGAUCUCAUGUUGAGUUACAGAUCCCAAUGCUGGAGGUGGGUCCUGGCAGAAGGUGUUUGAACCAUGAAGGUGGAUCUCUCAUAGCUGGAUGCUGUCUUCAUAAAGUAAGUUCUUAUGAGAGCUGAUCAUUUAAAGGCGUUUGGCACCUUCCCCACAUCUCCCUCUCUCUCUCUCUCUGACUCACUCUCUCUCUCUCUCUCUCUCUCUCUCUCUCUCUCUCUCUCUCUUUCUCUUUCCCCUUGCAUUCUCACCAUGGCAUGUUGAUAUUCACUCAGGGUGGCUGGCAAAAUAUUAAAGAUAUAUUAGGAAGUUAUAGAUUAGUCUCAAGCCUUUUAGAAGGCUAAAAGUUUUUAUUGAGACAGGCUGAAGGUGGCAGGCCCAUUAGUUAGGGAGAAAAUGGGGACCAGGCUUUUCCAAUUUAAGUCUGCUUACCCCACAUCCCUUUGUCUCCAGUCUGUUUACUCAUGUAAAUUUUCUGCUGGGUGGUCCUCUCAGGGGGAGAUCAAAGGGGAAUUAACUGUUAAUAGUGUUUACUCUGGGCCCAGAACCUAAAGCUUUUAUUCAUAAAACCACUCUUUUAACCAUGUUAAUUAUCCACAAGAGUGUUGACUUAGACCCUCUGCUGUACAAUUCAUACUGAAUAAAUGCAAUGAUGGAGAGGGAAUCAUGGUUGAUGGGUUGCAUUUCACCCUCUGAAAGCAGCCAAUGGCCAUCCCUAGCCCACUCAUCACUGUAAUGGUGUGAGAGUACAUUCAUUCAUCUGUCAUUAAGUCAAGGUCUGCAGGCCAGACUUCUGCAGGCCAGACUUCCGCAGGUGGUAGAUGACAUCUUAGAUGGUGACCCUGAUGUGAUAGCCAUCGCAGCAGGAGCUCAAACAAGGAACAGAUUAAUGUGAUCACUGCUGCAAAGAAGGAACAGCAGACCUCCUGAGACCAGAAAGUACAGAGGACUGUGCGGUCAGGUCAAGAAGUCAGUAAGUCAUGUACCCACUGGGGAUUGCCAAGCUUAGUGAGGCAUUGUUUCAGGCUAGGGAUUCAUCACGGGACAGCAGUUAUCAGCUCAACAGAUAAAAGUACAGAAUGUAAUUCAAGCUGCUGUUUCUCAAGGCCCAUAGUACUCGGUAAGGAACACACUGGAUGUAAAGCUUUGGGAACAAAUGGGGAGGAAUCAUGCACAAAAGCCUCUAAUAAAUAGGAAAAAGGACAAAGAAAAUACUACAGCUAUAGGAAUUUGACUUAAACAAACAGCAUUACAGAAAAAAUUUUUUGCCUGCCCAGUAAUUAAUAAUUGGCAAGGCAAUCAGGUGUGUGUUUAUAAAAGGAGUAAGAAAAGGACAGAGCUGUGGCCAAGCAAAAGAAAAGAAGGGGGGAAAAAAGACUCCGGCAGGAAAGCUCCACCCAAAGCCUCCAGCUACUGCCCAGGCAGGGGGAGUGAGCAGCACAAGUGGAAAGCAGCAGGCAGCACCUGGGUGGGGCCAGCAUGGCUGCCGUCUGCCAUGCUACUGUGUGCUGCUCUCCAGGGUUUCCCACAGUAACAUUGUGUGUGUUCUUUGUAUAUAAGCAACAUCCCAAAUUGUAAAUGGUGGGAGGUGUUUGGAUCAUGAAGGCAGAUUUCUCAUCGCUUGAUGUCUUUGUGAUAGACUUCUUGUGAGAUCUGGUCAUUUUAAUGUCCUUGGUGCCCCACCCCAACUCUGUCUCUCUCUCUCUCUCUUUCUGUUGCUUCCACUCCUGCUAUGUGAUGUGACUGUACCCACUUUGCCUUGAACCAAGGCUGGACGCUUCCUGAGGCUUCUCCAGAAGCAGAUGAGACUAUCCCUCCUGUAUUGCCUGCAGAACCGUGAGCCAGCUUAAUCUUUUUCUCAUAAAUUACUCAGUGCAAGAACAGCCUAACUCAGGUAGUAUGGCCAUUUUAUGAUAUUGAUUCUUUCAAUCCAUGAGCCAUAAAUGUUUUUCCUUUUUUUUUUGUCAUCUCUGAUUUCUUUCAGCAGUGUUUAACAGCUGUCCUCUUCAGUUUGCUGUAUGUCUAGGCACUUCAAUUUUGUCUAGCUUCUGUAAAUGGUAUAGUGUUCAUUUGUCUCUCAGCCGAAAUAUUAUUGAUAUAUAGAAAUGCUAUUAAUUUUUGUAUAUUGAUUUUGUAUUCUGAAACUUUACUACAGUUGUUUUAUGAGGAAAGACCUCCUCCCCAUCUCCCUCCUCACAGGCCUCCCCCUCCUCCCUCCAGAUAAGAAGGAGGGUAAAGAGAGAUAAAAUACCAAAGAACUGGAAUCCAUGGUCAAGUGACUUGCUGAUGCCACUGACCAGGCCUUGAGGCCCAAGGACUGGGAAGAUAACUCACUUUUUGGUUCCCAGCGUCUAAGCUAUCUAUAAGCCUUGAAAGUGUUGCAAAGAAUAUAACUACUGGCCAAAGCCUGGAACUGGGUCACGUCCUCCACAUUUACACAACCCAGACCCCCUCCUGGAAAUACCUCUGCCAACUAAUAAUUUCAAGAAAGCCUUUGUCUUGUCUCUGUAAGCCCCCUCCCCUGCCUAUUUCUGUGUGCGCUGCAUAUAAACUAGCAAAUCAGUGAAGCCAAAGAUUGUGAGGUCACUUGGCAAAUGGACAGUAACACAGUUUUGCCUCAGUUUCCCCUUUAGAGUUGUGAGCCUAUAAAAAGAGAAAGAAGCUGCUUCUUGGAGAGCUCACUCAUUAAGGCAUUAGCCUGCUGCAGCUUCUGGCCAAAUAGAAAGCCACUCCUUUCUCAGUUCAGUGUUCGAGAGGUUUUGUCUGCUGCUGCUCCUGCCACAGUUCAUCAGCUAAAAGCCUGAAAAGUACAAUAACAAGUUCUGAAAUUGAAUCAGUAAUGAAAAUAGCAACCAAAAUAAGCCUUGGACCGGAUCGAUUUACAGCCAAAUUCAGUCAGAUACAAAGAGAACUGGUAUCAAUUCUAAUGAAACUAUACCACCACCACACCCAGCUAAUUUUUUGUAUUUUUAAUGAGACUGGGUUUCAUCAUAUUGACCAGGCUGGUCUUGAACUCCUGACCUCAUGAUACACCCGCCUUGGUCUCCCAAAGUACUGAGAUUACAGGUGUGAGCCACCACACCCAGCCUAAUUACCGUUGUUUUAAAUUUUCAGUCUUAUAAUCCUUCAACCUGAUUGAUGAUUGAUUGUUGCCUUUUAGUAUGCCUUGCAGUUUUUGCUUGAUGCGCUGUAUGUAACAAAUUGCUAUAAAUAGGGCUUUGGUAAUGUGAUAAGGUGUUGGAGGUAGGAAUUGUUUUACAGUCCUAUGGUUAGGUUUUGUUAUUUUGGUGAACCUGUGCCUCUGGACUGUGAACUGCACCAGUAUGUUUUAUAGACCAUACCCUCUUUUUAAGUGAAACAUGGUGAGUUGAGGGGGCUGGAGUUAGAUAUUUUUCUGCUGUCACCUGGGAUGCUAAAUUUGGUUGGAGUUGGGUAUUUCCUUCAGUUUAGGCAGUUGAUUCUCAUAAAACCCCCCAGCAAGUUAGGCUUUGGUUACAUACCUUCUCCUGAGAGUACAAUAUGCUAUGAAGAACAGAAUGCUCUGUUGUAUUUCAAAAUUGUUUCUCAACCCCCUGCCCUCCACCCUACUUCCAGGUGUGGUGGUGCUUGCAUGUACUCCCAGCUAUUCGGAUGGUUCAGGCAGGAGAAUCCCUUGAACCCGGGAGGUGGACGUUGCAUUGAGCUGAGAUUGCUUCACUGCACUCCAGCCUGGGAGACAGAGCAAGACUCUUUCUCAAAAAAUAAAUAAAGCUGUGCGGAGUGGCUCACACCUGUAAUCCCAGCACUUUGGGAGGCCGAGGCGGGUGGAUCUCCAGAGGUUAGGAGUUCGAGACCAGCCUGUCCACCACGGUGAAACCCUGUUUCUACUAAAAAUAGAAAAAUUAACUGGGCAUGGUGGUGUGCACCUCUAGUCCCAGGUGCCUGGGAGGCUGAGGCAUGAGAAUAGCUUGAACCCAGCAGGCGGAGGCCACAGUAAGCUGAGAUGGGACCACUGCAUUCCAGCCUGGGUAACAGAGCAAGACUCUGUCUCAACCUCCCCCUGCCCCCCAAAAAAAACUAUUUAAUAUGCUUAUGUUUUUUUUUAAAUUUCAUUUUCUUGAGAUACGGCUCACUCUGUUGCCCAGGCUGGAAUAGAGUGUCCCGAUCUUGAGUCACUGCAAUCUCUGCUUCCUGGGUUCAUAUGCUUACAUUUUAGUGGAGUUCAGGCCCCUCUCAUAAUCCUAAACUUGUGGCCUUUUAUUCGUUUUAUAAAGGCAGUUUAGUUUUGAGAAGGGAUAUUAUUAUUUCAACUACAAACUAAAUUUCUCCCAAAGUUAGCUUGUCCUACACAUUUAACCAAGGGCAGUUAAAGGCAAGAUGGAGUUAGUUAGGUCAGAUCUGUUUCACUGUCAUGAUUUUUUUACUGUUAAAAUUUUUGCAAAGGCUGUUUCACAGUAAAGUUGCAUUGAAGCUUUGCCCAGAAAACCCAGAGAGAAUGCCUUCAGGGGAUAGGUAACUCAAUCCCCACCCGCCUUGGUCCUGUCUGUAAUGUGUUUCAACUAUUAAUGUCUCUCAUUGUCAUUUUAAGACUGUUAUAUAAAUGGAAUUAUAUAGUACAUAACCUUUUGUAUUGGCCUUUUUCACUCAGCAUAAUUCUCUUGAGAUUCAUCCAAGUUAUAUUAUCAGUAGUUCCAUCCACUCUUUUUUCUUCUUUUCUUUUUUCUUUGUUUUAAAACUAGUCAAGUGAAGCAGUGGGAGUUUUUUUUUUUUCUUGAGAUGGAGUCUUGCUCUUGUCGCCCAGGCUGGAGUACAAUGACUUGAUCUCAGAUCACUGCAACCUCCACCCCCCGAGUUCAAGUGAUUCUCCUGCCUUAGCCACCCAAGUAGCUGGGAUUACAGGUACCCGCCACCACACCCAGCUAAUGUUUGUAUUUUUAGUAGAGAUGGGGUUUCACCCUAUUGGCCAGGCUGAUCUUGAACUCUGACCUCAGGGGAUCCACCUGCUUCAGCUUCCCAGAGUACUGGGAUUACAGGUGUGAGCCACCAUGCCUGGCCAGUUCCACUUUUUAAAAUUGCUAAAUAGUAUUUCAUGGGUUGGAUGUACUAUAGUUUGUUUAAUCAUUUACCCAUUGAAAGACAUCUGGCUGGGCACGGUGGCUCACACCUGUGUUCCCAGGACUUUGGGAGGCUGAAGUGGGCAGAUUGCUUUGAGACCAGCCUGGGCAACAGGGUGAAACUUUUAUCUCGGCCGGGUGUGGUGGCUCACGCCUGUAAUCUAAGCACUUUGGAGGUCAAGAUGGGUGGAUCACCUGAGGUUGGGAGUUCAAGACCAGCCUGACCAACAUGGUGAAACCCCGUCUUUAUUUAAAAAAAAAAAAAGAAGAAGAAAGAAAGAAAGAAACUCUUAACUCUAUUAAAAAUACAGAAAAAAUAAUUAGCUGGGUGUGGUGACUCACACCUAUGGUCACAGCUACUUGGGUGGCUGAGGUGGGAGGAUCACUUGAGUCUGGGAGGUGGAAGUUGCAGUGAGCCAUUGGGCAUGCCACCCACUUUAGCCUGGGCGACAGAGGGAGACCUCUUCUGAAGAAAAAAAAUCUGAAUUCUUCUAAUUUUUUUUUGGCUAUGAUGAAUAAAACUUCUGUCAAUAUUUGUAUACAAGUUUUUUUUUUUUUUUUUUUUGAGACAUAAUCUGGCUAUGAGCCCAGGUUGGAGUAUGGUUGGUAUGAUCUUGGCUCACUACAACCUCUGCCUCUCAGGCUGAAGUGAUCCUCCCACCUCUACCUCCUGAUUAACUGGGACCACAGGUGCAUGCCACCACACCAGCUAAUUUUUUUAGUUAAUAAAGAAACAAGGUUUUGCAGUGUUGCCCAGGCUGGUCUCAGACUCUUGGGCUCAAGUGAUCUGCCUGCCAUAGGCUCCCAAAUUGCUGGGAUUACAGGUGCGAGCCACUGCACCCAGAUGAUACACAAGUUUUUGUGUGAACAUAAGUUAUCUUUUUUCUGGGUAAAUGCCCAAGAAUUCAGUUACUAAUUCAUAUGGUGUAUAUUGAUUUUCUUAAUUAAAAGAAAAAGGAAAACAGAAGUAAAAAAACACAUAGUUCCUUUUCUUUUUCUUUUUUUUUUUUUCGAGAGGGGGUUUUCCUCUGUCUCCCAGGCUGGAGUGCAAUGGCACAAUUGCAUCCUUCAGCUCCCAGGCUCAAGUGAUUCUCCCACCUCAGCCUCCUGAGUAGCUGGAACAACAGAUGCAUGCCACCACGCAGAGCUAAUUUUUGUGGUUUUUUUUUUUUUUCUUGUACAGUUGAGGUUUUGCUAUGUUGACCAGGCUGGUCUUGAAACCUGGACUCAAGCAGUCUCCCUACCUUGGCCUCCCUAAGUGCUGGGAGUACAGGCAUGAGCCACCUCAUCUGUCCGUGAUUUAUUUGUAGAGUACUCACACUCUCCGGUCUUCUUGCACAUAACUUAUUUACCAUGAUUUCUGGUGCUCUGCUGUAGUAUCAAAGCAAUAAUAAUAAUGGUAUAGUUUUCCUUGUCUCAUCUGAUCUGUGUAUAUAUUAUUAUUAUUAUAAAUAGUAAUUACUAUUCAUAGCCCACUCGGAGGCAAAUAAUGGUUACCUCUGGAGAGGUUAGCUCCUUUUCUAGAUAGAUAGGUUGAGGCAUGGAUGUUAAAGAAUUUGUCCAAGGUUAUGGCAUGAGUCACAGUGUUCUGACUCAGAUUCAUUCAGAUUUACAAAUUCUUUCUCCCUAUUCUUGUCUCUUGUAUCAGCCCUUUAUAAUUUUGACUUUCUAGGUGUGAGGACAUGAAAAGAGUUUUUUUCUUUUUCUAUAUUUUAUAGAAGCAGUAUGUAUAAUGGUUAGAGCACUGUACAAUACUGCUUUUUUGGCAACAGAUUUGAUUUUGAAUCACUCCUUUACUUAGGUAAAUCAUUCAGCCUCUGUAAUCCCAGUUUUCUGAUCUGUGAAAUGGGAAUAACAGUACCCAUCUACUAAUCAUAGUAUCAUUGUGAGGAAAAAAUGAGAUAAAGUGUGUAGCACUACCAAAUGUGUAGCAAAUGUUGCUUUAAGUAUAUGUGUUAUAUUCUAUCAAUUGUCUUUAUCAGUUCAUAUGUAACUGGAUAAAUACUGGCAUUUUUCUAUCAUGUACCAUGUCCUUAAGAAGGCUUUAAGAUUGCUCUUAUUCUCUUUUUUUUUGAGACAGAGUUUCGCUCUUGUUACCCACGCUGGAGUGCAAUGGCGCGAUCUCAGCUCACCGCAACCUCCACCUCCUGGGUUCAGGCAAUUCUCCUGCCUCAGCCCCCUGCGUAGCUGGGAUUACAGGCACACGCCACCAUGCCCAGCUAAUUUUUUGUAUUUUUAGUAGAGAUGGAGUUUCACCAUGUUGACCAGGAUGGUCUCGAUCUCUUGACCUCGUGAUCCACCCGCCUUGGCCUCCCAAAGUGCUGGGAUUACAGGCGUGAGCCACCGUGCCUGGCCUUUUUUUUUUGAGAUAGUCUCACUCUGUUGCCCAGGCUGGAGUGCAGUGGCACGAUCUUGGCUCACUGAAACUUCCCACCUCCCAGGUUCAAGCAGUUCUGCAUCAGCCUCCCGAAUAGCUGGGAUUACAGGCGCAUGCUACCAUGCACGGCUAAUUUUUUGUAUUUUUAGUAGAGACGGGGUUUCACUGUGUUAGCCAGACUGGUCUUGAUCUCCUAACCUCGUGAUCCACCUGCCUCGGCCUCCCAAAGUGCUGGGAUUACAGGUGUGAGCCACCGUGUGCAGCCUAUAUUUAUUAUAUAUUAAUUUAUAGGAAAAAAUUAAGUUUCUCCUGAAUUAAUAAAUAUUUUCUCAGGCUCAUAUUCAUAGAAAAAUAGAAAGAAAUCCUAGACUAUUGAUUUCUCCCUUUAAUCUGCUCCCUCACCCCCAAACAUACACAUAUAGUAGAACCCUUCUCAGUGAAUGGCUCCACUACCCACUUGGGACUUAGGCCAAAAACAGGAAUUACUCUUAAUUUCGCUCUCACAGCUCACAGACAGUACAUCUGUAAUUCCCUUAGCUGUUUCUCCAAAAUGUAUUCUGAGUAUGACUAUUCACCUCUUACAUUGUUAAAACCCUGGCCCAAAUUUCCAUCAUCUUGUCACCUUCUUGGCUAAAAUCCUCUAAUAGUAACCCAUUACACUUAAUAAAAUCCAAAUUUUAUCACGGUCUGCUGGUACCAGCCUGUGUCUGUUCUCUCCCUUGUUAGCAGUGCUCCAGCCAUGCCGGCCUUAUUUCUGGCCUUCACAUGUACUAAGUGUACCUUCUAGGGACCUUAGUACUUGGUGCUCUUCAUUCUCCUUGAAAUAUUUUUUUCACUUGCCACUGUUCUCUAGGCUUGUAUUUCUUUUUUUUUUUUUUUUUUUUUAUAAUCAGACAAAUGUUCACUAUCCAGAACAAUCAAGGCUUGUAUUCAAGAUGCUGGUCUUAACUCAAAUGUCAUCUCAGAGAGGCUUUCUCUGGCCACUGUAGGUAAAAUGGUGUGUGUGUGUGUGUGUGUGUGUGUGUGUGUGUGUGUGUUUUCUUUCACCUUUUCUUUCUAGCCUUUUACAGUACUUGAAGGUAUUAUUAAUACUUAAUUAUAUAAAAAUCACAUAAGCUUUUUGGGAGCAAGAACGUUCUUAUUUACUAGAGUAUCCUCAGUGCCUAGAACAGCAGCGAGUACAUAAUAGCUGUUUAAUAAAUGCUUGUUGGUUAUGUAUCAGUGCUUUUGCAUCCCUCUACAUCCUUAAGUGUUCUUUAUUUGGAACGUUUGGGAAAUGGAAUCCAGCAUCUACUCAGAUUUAAAUAACUAGGUUCUUAAAUCUAAUGCCUUCUUUUGAUUGGCUAAGAAAUAUGAUUGUCAUGGUAGAGUGGCAUCUGGGCCUUUUAGCAUAAGAACUCUGCAUUUAAUAAUUUGACUUCUUUUCUUGAAGCCUUGAGGGAAAUUUUUUCUUUCCCUAUUUCAGUCUGCCAAGAACCUGACCUGGGCUGACUCUUCAGAUUGGAAAACACUGAACACAGUAUCUACUGAGCCAAGCAAGGACUGGGAGUGUAGCUCUGAUACAGUUUGAAGGAAAAGCCUGAAUUCAAAUCCUGCUUUGGCUCCUGACUCAUCUGUGAAUCUAGAUGAAUUUCUUAACCUCUUCCAGAUUUUGUUUUUCUUAUUUGUCUGACGAGUAAUCACAUCUGUCCUAGGACUUGUGAAGAUUCAUGGGUUUUAGUUCUCAAAGCUUUUCUUUUUUUGAGACGGAGUUUCACUCUAGUUACCCAGGCUGGAGUGCAAUGGCACGAUCUCGGCUCACCGCAACCUCCGCCUCCUGGGUUCAGGCAAUUCUCCUGCCUCAACCUCCUGAGUAGCUGGGAUUACAGGCACGCGCGAGCGUGCCCAGCUAAUUUUUUGUAUUUUUAGUAGAGACGGGGUUUCUCCAUGUUGACCGGCAUGGUCUCGAUCUCUUGACCUCGCGAUCCACCCACCUCGGCCUCCCAAAGUGCUGGGAUUACAGGCGUGAGCCACCGCACCCGGCCCAGCUUUUUCUUUUUCUUUUUUUUUAAUUGCCUGGACCCAGGAGGCGGAGGUUGCGGUGAGUGGAGACGGCGCCAUUGCAUGCCAGCCUGGGUAACAAAAGCGAAACUCCGUCUCAAAAAACAAAAACAAAAACAAUACUCUUGCUGUAGCUCCAGGGGUUUCCAGGAAGUAUUGGGGGCAACGUGGUGCUCCAGGGAAGGAGUUGGACUCUCUCUCAAAGACUGUGCAGUGAAUAGAAGGAUGCGAUCCUUUCUGAUUUGAAAUCGGCCCUACUGCAGCCUGCUGAUAUUGUUGGUGGAUGAAAGGUAUGUUGUUGCCAAAGUCAUGAGGUCUGUUUGAGGCAGCUGGUUUCAGUUCCCGUUUCUGGGGUUAAGCUGUUUUUGCCUCUGUGAAAUUUCUUCCAUCAGAAGCUACUCUUCUUUUGUUGUUGUUGCUUGCCAAUAGGAAAUCUUUUGCCAUUUGUGUACAUUUAAGAGUAGCCUUCUUGGUCUUUUGAUAGCUUGGAACCAAAAAAUUGAGCUUCAGUUUCUUCUUGGUUUAGUGCUUUCCUCCUUGUUCUUCCUUUAGUUUUUAGGAGUUCUUGUGCUCUCAGUGCACUGUUUUCUCCAGAAUAAUUUGCAGAUAAAAUUUGUUUUUUUUCUUCAUCCUUCUGAGGUAAGUGGGAAUAAGGAAAAUUGUCAGUCUUAAAUUUGAGUCUUAAGGCUUUCUAUUUCCAGUUUUGAUCACACUUUGUUUUGAGCACAAGCUUUCUCAUGUGUGAGACAUUAGGUAGCAUCGCUGUGAGUUACUUUAGAAAGCUCUAGUGAGCAAAAUCUGUAGCAGGAAAGCUGGUUCUUCACUUCUCCCCCCUUAUUAUAAUAGCAGUAAUUAGAAUUUAUUUACAUGUAUCUUCAAAACAUGUAAAAUUGUUAGCCCAUUUGUGAUAUACUGUAUAUAGAAGUUGGUCUUAUUUUGAGUUUAUAUAUAAAAAACAAAUGCCGCUGCACGUGUGCAGUGGAGGUGCAGGUUCUGCCUGUUGGCAGUUUAUUUCUGGAAUUUUGGCUUCUUAGGAAGAAAGAGACCUUGUAUAAUUUUAAUUGUAUUGAUCUUCAUUCUGUUGAAUUAUUUGCUUUCAAUUUGUCAGGUGGUUAAUUAGAGAUAAUAUACUCUGUGAUUCCACUUUAUCACUGUAGUUUCCUUUGCAGUCUUUCUCUUAGAACUGUAGGUGCCAGACUUCUUUGUGUGAACUCCUGUUUAUCUUAUACUCUGGUUAUUGUUCUAACUUGGCUUUUACUUUGAAAAGUAGUAAUCUUGUCUUGAAAUUUUAUAACCCCUUUAUCCCCAGUUUGCAGGAUCAGCUUUCUUAGGGAAUAAAUUAGGAUGAGGUUUUUGUAUUCAGCAUUCUCCAGCUUGAAAGGUGUAAUAGCCCAUAUUCUUAUCUCUGCUCUCAGAGUAUCCACUGCCUCUGUACUUUGUUCUUUUUUUCUUUUUCUCUCUUUUUUUUAAUUCUUUUAUUAAAGACAGGGUUUCACCAUGUUGGUCAGGCUGGUCUUGAACUCCCGACCUCAGGUGAUCCCCCUGCCUUGGCCUCCAAAGUGCUUGGAUACAGGUGUGAGCCACCAUGCCCAGCCUACUUUGUUCUUAAUAUUCUGUGUUUUAAAUAAGAGAAUAAAAAAAAUUUGCUGCCAUUUUUGAGGGUUUCUUUUUUUUCUUCCCCAUCUACAGUCACGGUAGUGCUGGAUUAGCCCUUUGCAUACUUUGUUUCCUGGCCCUCUUGUGAUCAAUGACAUGUGCAUAAUGAAAUGACUGGCUGAAAUUAGGUUGCUAAUGGUGCAAAGCCUUUUCUUUUCUUUUUCUUUCUUUAUUUGAGACAGGGUGAGAGCUCUGUCACCCAGGCUGGAGUACAGUGGCUCGAUCUCAGCUUACUGCAACCUCAGCCUCCCGGGUUCAAGCAAUUCUCCCACCUUAGCCUCCCGAGUUGCUGGGAUUGCCGGAGUGCGCCACCAUGCCUGGCAAAUUUUUGCAUAUAUAUUUUUUUGAGACAUAGUCAUGUUCUGUCGCCAGGCUAGAGUGCGGUGGAGUGAUCUUGGCUCAGGUUAAAUCACUUCUCUUGCUUCAGCCUCCCAAGUAGUUGGGACUACAGGUGUGCACCACCAUGCCCAGCUAAUUUUUGUAUUUUUAGUAGAGAUGGGGUUUCACCAUGUUUGCCAGGCUGGUCUUGAACUCCUGAACUCAGGUGAUCCCCCCCGACCCCGCUUUGGCCUCCCAGAGUGCUGCAUUACAGGCAUGAACUACCACACUCGGCCUAGCUUUUUCUUUUUAAGGUAUUUGAUCUGCAGAAAUUAAAUUUAUGACCUUGAACUCCUAACCACACUUUUAAAACUUCUAGAUGUUGCUGUUUAUGAUAGUUUUGGGUUUAUUUGGGAUCUUCUCACAAUUCUGAAUAUAAGCAAAUGCAAAUAUUCUUUCUCUUCUAUGCUAGACAUUGUGCUAGGUACUGGGACUAUGACAGACAUGUUUUUCACCUUUACAGAGUUUAUAAUCUAGUGAGGAAGAGAGAGUCCUAACAAAGGCCAGUGUGAUAAGUAAACUUAUUUUGAGAUAUCUUUGGUUACCUAAAUUAUUAAUUUUCAUAUUUUCUAAAAAAAAGCUUCUUGUUAGAGUAUUGAGCAGAUAGUGGGUUUUCUGUAGAAAAUUCUUGAUAUUUGUCAGCUAGAUAUUAGGUAGGUAGUGUUUUAGUUAUCCAUUGAUGUACAAAAAGCCACCACAAAAUUAGUGUCUUAAAACAUUGAUUUAUUUUGUCUCAUAAUUAUGUGGGUUAGGAAUUUGGGCAGGACUUGACUGGUUGGUUCUUCUCCCCUGUGUAGCAUCAGUUGGGGUCCUUCAUUCAUCUGCUUUCAGCUGGUGGUUGAGCUAGAUUAGAAGGUCUAAGAAGGUUUCACUCAUUUGCUUGGUAUCUUGAUAGUCUUCCACGUGGCUUCCCUCUCUCCACGUGGUAUUUUAUCAUGCAGGGCCUCUCUGAGUCUUGCUCUGUUGCCCAGGCUGGAGUGCAGUGGCUCACUGUAUCCUCCAUCUCCCGAGUUCAAGCAGUUCUUGUGCCUCAGCCACCCCAGUAGCUAGGACUACAGGCGUGCACCACCAUGCCUGGGUAAGUUUUGUACUUUUUGUAGAGACAGGAUUUUCCUGUGUUGUCCAGGCUGGUCUUGAACUUUUCACCUCAAGUGAUCUGUCUGCCUUCACCUCCUAAAAUGUUGGGAUUACAGGCAUAAGCCACUGCACCUGGCCAUUGGUGAGUGUCUUUGGAGAGAAUCUACCAUAGGCAGAUAAGCUGAGGUAGUUAUAGAAAAUCCUUAUUUGGGACCAACUCUAGCAGUGCAGGGGAGUCAUUAGAACAUGUAUUUCUAUGUUUUCCUUAGUGUCAUUCUUUAAUUUAUUCUCUAGUGGUCUACUUUUCUUGACUCCUGAGGAAAUGAACAUUUAAAAAAUAAAGUGACCAGGCAUGAUGGCUCCCACCUGUAAUCCCAGCACUUUGGGAGGCCCAGGUGGGAGGAUUGCUUGAGCCUAGGAGUUUGAGGCCAGCCUGGACAACAUAAUGGGACCCUGUCUCUACAAAAAAUAAAUAAAAUUAGCCAGGCAUAGUUGCAUGUACCUGUAGUCCCAGCUACUUGGGAGGGUGAUGUGGGAAGAUUGAGCCUGAGAGGUAGAGGCUGCUGUGACCCGUGACUGUGCCACACUCCAACCUGGGUGACAGAGUGAGAAUCCAUUUCAAAAAUAAAUAAAGUAUGCAGAUUUCCAGUUGAUAUUGCAAGGCAGUGAAACAUUGAUUGAAGGCUAAUACAUGUUAGACUAGAUAUGAAGCAAGAGAGAUAGUUGAGGAGGUUUUAUCUCAGGCAUUAGAGAGGUUUCUGUAGUAAUUAGAUACCUAGACUCUGGAGGCAUACUGCCUGGGUUUGUGGGUUUGCAUCCUGAAUCUACCACUGACUGACUGACUCUUUGUGCCUCAUGUGCACAGAGAUGCCUGUGAGAAUUACAAAUGAGUUACUUUAUGUAAAGUGCCAAGAACAAUGCCUGGCACAUUAUAAGUACUAUGAAAGUGUUAAUUACUAUUUUAACCAUUGUCUCAUGGUUCUAUUUUACUUUGUUAUUUUUUUUUGUUUGUGUUUGCUUGUUUGUUCUUUGGAGACAGAGUGUCGCCCAGGCUGGUGUGCAGUGGCAUAAUCUCAGUUCACUGCAACUUCCACCUCCUGGAUUCAAGUGAUGCAUGCGCCUCAGCCUCUCCAGUAGCUGGGAGUACAGGUGCAUGUCACCACACCCGGCUGUAUUUGUUAGUUUUUUGAGUCAGGGUCUUGCUCUGUCACCCAGGCUGGAGUGUGGUGGCACGAUCAUGGCUCACUGCAGCCUUGACCUCUUGGGCUCAGGCUGUCCUCCCACCUCAGUCUUCCAAGUAGCUGGAAUCACGGGCAAAUGCCACCAUGCCCAACUAAUUUUAAACAAUUUUUGUAUUAUCUCACUAUGUUGUAUAAUCUCACUAUGUUGACCAGGCUGAUCUUGAAAUCCUGGGCUCAAACAAUCCUCCUACCUCAGCCUCCUAGGGCUGGGAUUACUGGUUUUGAGCCACUGUGCCUGGCUGGUUUUAUUUUUUGUUUUUAAAAAGGUGACCUUUUAUAUAAAAUGGUUUGGAGACCUUAACAAUGGACAUUCUCAUAUUGCCUUGAAGAAUUUGUUUUAAAUUUAAUUUGUCUGAUUGUUAACAGGGCUUUGUGGCCUAAACUUUGUGUUCUUUUACCAUUUUCUUUCUUUCCUUUUUUUUUUUUUUUUCCUGAGGCGGAGUCUCUCGCUCAGGCUGGAGUGCAGUGGUGCGAUCUUGGCUCACUGCAACCUCCGCCUCCCAGGUUCAAUCAAUUCUCCAGUCUCAGCCUCCUGAGUAGCUGGGACUACAGGAAUGUGCCACCACACCUGGCUAAUUUUUGUAUUUUUUUUUAGUAGAGGCAAGGUUUUACCAUAUUGGCCAGGCUGGUCUCAAAUUCCUGAUCUUGUGAUCCGCCCGCCUUGGCUUCCUGAAGUGCUGGGAUUACAGGCAUGAGGUACCAUGCCUGGCCCUUAUUACCAUUUUCAUUAAAAUUUUUCAUUACAGAAUGAAAGUAUUAUUUUACUAUAAGCAUUUUUCAUAUAGUAAAUCUUUUGAUCCUUGUGAUAACCCUGUGAUAUACAUAAUAUCAAUAGUCACAUUUUAUGGAUGAGGAAAGUAAGAUACACUGAGGUUAAGUAACUAUUCCUAGAAAUCAAGAUACCAUCAUAUACCAAGAAAAUGAUGGAGCUGGAAUUCCAUCAGCCAUUCUGAUUGCAGGGCCCAUAUACACGAGCAUACUUUACUGUCUCUAAUUUGGAUGUUAUGGAUAUCAAAAAUAAAAUAAACAUCACUCAUAACUUCUUUGUCUAGAGUUAACCAGUUAAUACUUUGGCAUAUCCUUGGAUAUCCUUUGCACACAAUAAAUACACAGCUAAGGGAAUAGUUGGAGUUUUUCUGCUUCUAGGUGUAUUUGCCUUCAGACUGUGUUGUUCACUGUUCUAAAUUUGUGAUGCUUUGCCCCACAGUCUCUGUACCCCUGUAAAUUUAGUCUAGUCUAAGUCAGGCAAGAGCCGUAUGGAGUCAGGGGUGGUUGCUGGCUUGGCCUGCUUACAAUUUGGACUUCGAUCCUACAUGAUGUCACUUGAAGUCUCCUGAAAUUUCCAUAGGAAAGAACUAUUAACAAAGCUGUCAGUCAUAGAAAACUCUUUGUAUUUCUAUUCAUAUGGAGUUUCCAAAGAAACUAGGGCAGUUUUAGGCCUCUAAUUAAAAGCCUGAAAUUUAUUUAAUUUUCCAUUUGGGUGAACUUCACUUAUGCAAGUUGUCAAGUUGCCUUAGAAUUCGUAUUUAAAGGAUUUUUAAACAUGUAUAUCCUCAGGUUGAAUCAAGUUAUGGAAUAUAUGUUAGUAUUACAUGGUUGAUUUGACUUUUAGACUUUGCCCACAUGGGCAUAGUGAAGUGGAAGAGAGAUGUAGUUACUCGAGUAAAUGAGGAGAUUGGACUCCAUUUUAACAGCUUCUUGAAAGUCUGUAGCUUUCUGGAUCACAUCCUAAAUGCAAUAGGAAGGGGAAGAUUUGGGGAUGAAUUAUUAGUCAGGUUGCAGAUACAACUCUAAAUUGUUGGUUCUGUUUUUCGUUUUUUAUUUUUUUAGAUGGAGUCUUACUCUGUCACCCAGGCUGGAGUGCAGUGGCUUGACCUCCACUCACUGCAACCUCCACUUCAAGCAAUUCUCCUACUUCCACCUCCCACGUAGCUGGGACUACAGGCAUGCACCACCAUGCCUGGCUAAUUUUUGUGUUUUUAGUAGAGAUGGGGUUUCACCAUGUUGGCUAGGCUGGUCUUGAACUCCUGACCUCAAGUGAUCUGCCUGCCUCAGCCUCCCAAAGUGCUGGGAUUACAGUCGUAAGCCACCGUGCCCGGCCAUGGUUCUGGUUUUUAAAUCACUUUAUUUAUGUAGCAGAGCCCAAAUCACAUUGAAUUCUUUUGCCACAUAAAUAUUUUAUUUUCUCUUGAGUACUUUUUACUUUGUUUUCUGGUAACAGCCUUUUACAUAUUUCUUAGGACUCUGCUAUUCUUGGGAAUUUGAUAUCUCUGAAGUUUCAGUUGGCCCUAUUGUUUGGUGAGGGAAACCAUAGUGAACCUCAGAGAGGAUUCAAUAAUAAUAAAAACAACAAUAACGAGAUUCAUGUUUCCACAGCUGUUUUCUUAUUUGGAGCCUCAUAACAACACUGUGAAGCAGACAUUGUGAUCCUGUUUUCUCUCUCUCUCUUUUUUUUUUUUUGAGAUGGAGUUUCGCUGUUGUUACCCAGACUGGAGUGCAAUGGCACGAUCUUGGCUCACCACAACCUCCGCCUCCUGGGUUCAAGCAAUUCUCCCACCUCAGCCUCCCGAGUAGCUGGGACUACAGGCGUGUGCCACCAUGCCCAGCUAAUUUUUGUAUUUUUAGUAGAGACGGGGUUUCACCUUGUUGACCAGGAUGGUCUCGAUCUGUUGACCAGGAUGGUCUCGAUCUUUUGACCUCGUGAUCCACCCGCCUCAGCCUCCCAAAGUGCUGGGAUUAUAGGCGUGAGCCACCACGCCCGGCUUUGGCAUUUCUUCAAAGUAGUGUGAAAACAGAGUGAUCCUGUUUUACAAAGGAUGAAACUAAGUCUCAAGGAGGUUAUGUAUCCCCAGAGUCAGAUAGCUAGGAGGUGGAUUAAAAUUGCUAACAUAAGAUAAUCAUUGGGAGAAAAGUCCUGGGUGAAGAAAUUUUAAAAAAGGAUAAAAAAAAAGAUAAUCAAAUUGCAUGAGGAACCUCUAAAUCUAACUUUUAAUUCUCAUCGCGUUGUGGCAUGCUCUCUAGAUGAGUAGUUGUUAAAUAUAAUUAUCUCUUAGAAUUAAAUAGAGACAAUGUAGAAAGGCGGUCGCCUUCUCACCUUUAGAGAGUGAUCAGUCAUGUUAUUGGGAGUGGGAGUAUAUAUGUGUGGAAAUGGGAUGGAAUCUUCGCAUUUGUCUUUUUUGUUUUAUAGACAGGGUCUCAGUUUAUUACCCAGGCUGAAGAGUGCAGCGGUGCAAUCAUCACUUACUGCAGUCUUGACCUCCUGGGCCCAAGCACCCUUCCCACCUUGGCUUCCCAUCCUGCUUGACUGGCAUUUGUCUUAGGUACAUAUCCUAUCCAUGUCGUUUUGCUUCCACUUAGAUAAGCUUUUGGUGAUUGAUAAUUGAUUUUGGGGACUGUGUGAUGAUACACAAAGACUAUUCUUGGUAACCUUUGUCUCAGUUUACUUUAAUGGACAGAUUGGGAAACUUGUUUCUUCUUUUUAAAAGAGGAAUGAAAAACACAAUUGACUGGCACUUCCUCCUCAUCAGCCAGCCCGUCUGACUUUGGUUUGACUUAGCUCCUUUUGUUCUUUAGAGAGAACACAGUAAAAUCACUUCUCAGGUGGCUAGUAAGUGUAUCUGGAGAGAGGUCACUUAUCUUUUUAAAGCAACAGCAAAUAUUUUUCUUCAGAUGAAAGAGAUUGUAUAAUUGUUUUACUCCCUCUGCCUUCUUCCCAUCAGUAAAGCUUUCUCUUGCUUGAGGUUUUGGUGUGUUUAGGUCCCUGGAAAUUGGCAUACAUGUUGUUUGAUAAUCCUGAUCUUUAGAUAUUUAUUUGUCUUGAUAAUGAUAUUUCUAGCUACUCUUUCCCCUUUCUGAAUCCUGUAGGAAUCUAAGGUUGCAUCCCAGUUUUCUGAGUCAUACAGUACUUGUGACCUGUAUUUUAUUCUUCCUCUUGAGUAACAGGAGUUCAGAAGGUCAGUUUUUUAUUUUAGAUUUAGGAAUUGGACUACUGCUAUUUCCACCAAACCUUGUAAGAUUAUAAAUGAUUUAAAUGUAUUUAAACCAUAUAAAUGUGAGAGAUUGCACCAGCAUACUCCAGCCUGCUUUUGUAUUGCACUGUUAAGACAAAGGACCCUCAAAAUGUUUCUUCUGGACUUUUUUAUAUUGGGUAAAAAAAUUGCAGUAAACUAUUUAAAAUUAAGGUAAAUUUUAAGGUAAAAUUUAAAAUUAAGGUAAAUUAAGGUAAAAUUAAAAUUAAAGUAAAUUUAAGGUAAACUAAUGGAACUGUAUUUCUGGCACUUUCCUGGUUAGUAAUUAAUCACUUAUGUGGCAGUUUGACUGAAGGGCAACCCUGGAUUCAUGUCUAGACUUCUGAUCCUAAUCCAUGGGUUGUCAGGGUUACCAAGGAGAUGAUUUCCUUCCAGUUAGCUCAUCCUUAGCCUAUUCAGGAGAUUGGCCUGAAAAUGUUAAUAUUUUCAGAAUAAGUGAUGAGAGCUAUAUAUCAUGAGGAUACAGGCUAGAAUUUGUUCCUUUGUCGUUCCUUAGGUAACUCUGUGCUGUGUAGGACUAGGAACUUGGAGUUUCUUACUGUGAAAUCUUUGACUUUUACAUCUUAGUCUCUAGGGAGAUAAUUCCUUCAACACAGGCUGUUAAUGAUUUUCUUCUGUCUGUAUUUGGAUACAUCUGGUUGUGUACUCUUUAGAUUGCAGUCUUUUGUGAAAUGUGAAGAACCAAUUAUUGUUUGGCUUUUUAUAAUAAGUAGUUCUUACUUUUUAAAAAAGUGAUUGGUGAGGUUUGGGCUUCUAGUAAUGAUACUUUUUAAAAAUUAAAAAAAUUGGCCGGGUGUGGUAGUUCACACCUGUAAUCCUAGCCCUUUGGGAGGCUAAGCCUGGCAGAUUGCCUGAGGUCAGGAGUUCGAGACUGGUUGGGCCAACAUGGUAAAACCCCUUCUCUACUAAAAAGAUAAAAAUUAGUUGGGCAUGGUGGCAGGUGCCUGUAACCCCAGCUACUUGGGAGGCUGAGAUAGGAGAAUUGUUUGAACCCAGGAGAUGGAGGUUGCAGUGAGCCAAGAACACACCACUGCACUCCAGCCUAAAAAAAAAAAUUUUUUUUAAGUGAAAAGAAAAAUAGAAUAUUGCCUAUUGAAAUUAUUAAAUCAUCAAUAAUGCCACCACUCAAAGAUAACCAUGGUUAGUAUUUAUUAUAUUUCUUUUGUAUCAUUUUUCUCCAAAAUAUUUUUUAUACAAAGUUGGGAUUAUACUGCAUAUAGAAUUUUGUGUUCUUUUUCGCUUAACAUGUAUUUAUCGCAUAAUUUAUUUGUUUUUUUUGAUACAGAGUCUCACUCUGUCACUCAGGCUGGAGUACAGUGUCACUAUCUCUGUUAAUUACAACCUCUGCCUCCUGGGUUCAAGCGAUUCUCAUGCCUCAGCCUCCCGAGUAGCUGGUAUUACAGGUGCUCACCACCAGGCCCGGCUGAUUUUCGUAAUUUUAGUAGAGAUGGGGUUUUGCCAUGUUGGCUCGGCUGGUCUCGAACUCCUGACCUCAAGUGAUCUGCCUUCCUCAGCCUCCCAAAGUGCUGUGAUUUUAGGUGUGAGUCACCAUGCCUGGCCUCAUUUAAUAUUUUAUUUAUUUUUUUGAUCAAUUAAUUAAUUAUUUUUGAGACAGAAUUUCACUUUAUUGCCCAGGCUGGGGUGCAGUGAUUUGAUCUUGGCUCACUGCAGCCUCCACCUCCCAGGUUCAAGCGAUUCUCCUACUUCAGUCUCCCAUGCAGCUGGCAUUACAGGUGCCUGUCACCACGACCAGAUAAUUUUUGUAUUUUCAGUAGAGACGGGGUUUUGCCGUGUUGACCAGGCUGGUCUCAAACUCCUAACCUCAGGUGAUCCUCCCACCUUGGCCUCCCAAAGUGCUGGUAUUAUAGGCGUGAGCCACCAUGACUGAUGUUGUUUAAUAUUUUAAACAUAAUUUUUGAUAAAGUUAAGAGCUACCUAUUUAGACCUAACCUACUGUUUGCAGGAAAUAAAAGGUAUAGAGAGACAAGCUAAAUGAUGCUAUGAAGAAGCAAUCAGGUGAGUCUAGGAUGUAAGGCAUUUUAAUAAGUCAACUGUCAUGGUCUUUUAGAAAAGCUAGUGUUGUCGGACAGGUGUGGUGGCUCAUGCCUGUAAUCCCAGCACUUUGGGAGGCUGAGGCAGGUGGAUCACCUGAGGUCAGGAAUUUGAGACCAGACUGGCCAACAUGACAAAACCCCAUCUCUACCAAAAAUACAAAAAUUAGCCAGGUCUGGUGGCAGGAGCCUCUAAUUACAGCUACUUGGGAAGCUAAGGCAAGAGAAUUGCUUUAACCCAUGAGGCAGAGGUUGCAGUGAGCCGAGAUUACACUGUUGUACUCCAGCUUAGGCCACAGAGCGAGAAUCUGUCUCAAAAAAAAGAGAGAGAGAAAAAAAGCUAGUGUUAUAAAUAACAUAAAGCAAAACUUGGAGGCCAUUCUGGAAUAAAGGAGACUAAAGAGACGUAACAUCCAAAGUCAUCAGUUGAAUUUUAAUUAGAUUCUGGAUUUUUUUUUUUUUUUUUUUGAGAGAGAGGAAGUGUCACUCUGUCACCAGGCUGGAGUGCAGUGGCGAGAUCUCGACUCACUGCAACCUCCACCUCGUAGGUUCAAGCGAUUCUCCUGCCUCAGCCUCCCGAGUAGCUGUGACUAUUGGCGUGCACCACCAUGCCCAGCUAAUUUUUGUAUUUUUGGUAGAGAUGGGGUUUCACCAUGUCUCUUGACCUUGUGAUUCACCUGCCUCAGCCUACCAAAGUGCUGGGAUUACAGGCGUGAGCCACCGUGCCUGGCCAGAUUCUGGAUUUUUUUUUUAAGUCAACCAUAAAUGGCAUCUUUUAGGCAACUGGGAAAAUUCAAAUGAGAACUGAAGUAUUAGAUGAUAAUUGGGGUAUAGUAAGGGUAUUGUGGUUAUGAGGCAGAACAUCCUUCUUCCUAGGAGGUGCAUAAUGAAAUAAAUAUGCAGGGUUAAAAUAUCUUGAUACCUAGUGAAAUAAUUCCAAAAUUAUAAAAAGAAAAAACAACCAAAAAACUAACUAAAUAUAGCCAUAUCUCUAUCCAUGGAGGUAAAUUUGGCAAAAUAUUAACAAUUCUUGAGUCUAGGUAGAGAAUAGUGUAUGUUUAUUGUACUGUUUUUUCACCUUUCCUAUAUUUUUGAAAACAUUCAUAGUGGAGUUGAAGAAAUGACACCACAAUGGAUAACAUACAUACGUAGAUAUUGUUUUGAAAUACAAUUUUAUCAGGCCACAUAGUCCAUUGUAUGAACCACAUUUGUUCUUUAAUCAUUGCACUUGUGUAUAUUGUGCUGCUAGUUGACAUUUUAGUAGAAUUUUAACUUGUGAUAAAGUUUUCUGCUUGUAAGUCUCGUGGUAGCUGAGAAAAAGAACCUGAUUUUUUCCCCCUUCCUUUUCCUUCUCUAUCCUCUCUCUGCUCUGGAUCUUUAGUGGAGAAGAGAAAAUGAGUGAGAAAGAUUUCCAUGAGGACAACUUACAAGGACCUAUAUGGCCUCAUUUUAGCUGCUUCAGUGUGUUGGAGCUAUUACUUGCUCCUUCAUUUUCUGGGCCUGGUGUGACAGUGGCUGCUGAGCACUAUGAAGGUUGUCCCGGAAAAGAAUGCUGUCCGGAUACUCGGGGGGCGAGAACGGGGUGCUCGGGCCAUAGGAGCUCAGCGGCUUCUGCAGGAGCUGGUGGAAGAUAAAAGCCGGUGGAUUAAAUGGGAGGGCAAGAGAGUAGAACUGCCGGAUAGUCCACGCUCUACCUUCUUAUUGGCCUUCAGCCCAGACAGGACUCUCUUAGCCUCCACCCAUGUGAAUCAUAAUAUCUAUAUUACGUAGGUGAAGACUGGGAAAUGUGUUCAUUCCCUGAUUGGACACCACUGUACUCCAUGGUGUGUCACUUUUCACCCCACCAUCUCAGGCCUUAUUGCUUCUGGCUGCCUAGAUGGGGAGGUUAGGAUUCGGGAUUUACACGGUGGCAGUGAAAGCUGGUUCACAGAUAGCAACAAUGCUAUUGCCUCCCUGGCUUUUCACCCUACAGCUCAGCUCCUGCUGAUUGCCACUGCCCACGAGAUUCACUUCUGGGAUUGGAGUCGACGGGAGCCCUUUGCUGUGGUGAAGACAGCUAGUGAGAUGGAAUGGGUCUGUCUGGUGAGAUUUGAUCCACUUAGACACUACUUAGUCACAGCAAUUGUUAACCCCUCUAAUCAACAGGGUGAUGACGAACCAGAGAGCCCCAUAGAUGGAACAGAAUUAUCCCACUACCAUCAGCGUGCCCUCUUGCAGUCACAGCCAGUUCGCCGGACACCUCUCCUGCACAAUUUCCUGCACAUGCUGUCCUCCCGCUCCUCUGGCAUCCAGACCAAUCCCUUCCAUCCCCUGGAGCAGGCCUCAUCAACACAGCAGGACCAGGGCCUUCUGAACCAGCCGUCUGCCUUCAGUACAGUCCAGAGCAGCACUGCCGGCAACACGCUCCGCAACCUCAGUCUGGGUCCUACCCACCGCUCUUUGGGAGGGCCUCUGUCUAGCCACCCUUCUAGGUAUCACCGAGAAAUAACUCCUGGGCUGACAGGAUCUGAGUGGACCUGGACAGUACUCAGUCUGAACUCCUGCUCUGAGACGGAAUCCAUGCCCCCACCCAGGACCAGUGCCUCUUCAGUGAGUUUGCUGUCUGUGCUGAGACAGAAAGAAGGUGGCUCUCAGGCAUCUGUGUACACUUCAGCCAUGGAAGGGAGGGGUUUUCCAGCAUCAGGGUUGGCAACCAAGUCAGAUGGAGGGAAUGGCUCUAGCCAAAACAACUCAGGCAGCAUUUGUCAUGAGCUUCAGUGUGACCUGAGACUCUUCUUUUUGGAGUAUGACAUGCUUCAGGAGCUGGAUCAGAGCCUGAGCCGGGAAGCUCCCCAGACCCAACAGGCUCAGGAAAUGCUCAACAAUAACAUUGAAUCUGAGAGGCCAGGCCCUUCCCACCAGCCCAUCCCACACAGCAGUGAGAACAACUCCAACCUGUCCCGUGGCCACCUGAAUCGCUGCCAUGCUUGCCACAAUCUCCUGACCUUCAACAACGAUACCAUGCGCUAGGAAAGAACCACACCUAACUACUCCUCAGGUGAAGCUAGUUCCUCCUGGCAGGUCCCCAGCUCCUUUGAGGGUGUGCCAUCGAGUGGCAGCCAUUUGCCACCUCUUGAGUGGACUGAGGGCCAAACGUCCAGCUCCAGCAGGCUGGAGUUGAGCAGCUCUGCUAGUCCGCAGGAGGAGAGGACUGUGGGGGUGGCCUUUAACCAGGAGACAGGCCACUGGGAAAGAAUUUAUACCCAGUCCAGCAGAUCUGGAACUGUGUCACAGGAGGCCUUACAUCAGGAUAUGCCUGAGGAAAGCUCUAAGGAGGAUUCACUCAGGAGGAGGCUGCUGGAAUCUUCUCUCAUUUCAUUAUCCCGUUAUGAUGGAGCAGGAUCCAGAGAGCACCCAAUUUACCCAGACCCAGCGAGAUUAUCUCCUGCUGCAUCCUAUGCCCAGAGGAUGAUCCAGUAUCUCUCAAGGAGAGACAGUAUUCGCCAGCGCUCCAUGCGCUACCAACAGAACCAUCUCCGUUAUUCCAUCUCCUCCUCUUCCUCAGACAACCAGGGUCCAUCAGUAGAGGGAACCGACUUGGAAUUUGAGGACUUUGAGAGGCUGCUGGAAUCUUCUCUCAUUUCAUUAUCCCGUUAUGAUGGAGCAGGAUCCGAGAGCACCCAAUUUACCCAGACCCAGCGAGAUUAUCUCCUGCUGCAUCCUAUGCCCAGAGGAUGAUCCAGUAUCUCUCAAGGAGAGACAGUAUUCGCCAGCGCUCCAUGCGCUACCAACAGAACCAUCUCCGUUAUUCCAUCUCCUCCUCUUCCUCAGACAACCAGGGUCCAUCAGUAGAGGGAACCGACUUGGAAUUUGAGGACUUUGAGCCUUGCAGCACAGAGAGAGACUCCGUUUGGUUUGGAGAAACUAAGGGAAAAGAACAAGAAUCUCUGCCUGAUAAUCCGGAGAAUUCUUCCGGAUUUCGUCCAGGACCACCAGGGCAGUACCUCUACAAGUCUGUGAGAAUCACACCAUUAUUGAGCUUGGGGCACACAUACCCCUGGAAUACCCGAGGACACACAGAAACAAGGCCAGACUGGGAAAAAUACAAUAAAUACCGAACUCUUUCACGUGAAGACAAAACAAACAUCCAUGAUGGGCAUCAAGACCAUCCUAGAGACAGCGGACACCAGUACUCCAAGAUGGCUCGGUCCUACCAUUGAAGGACAAGAAGCUUCUGGAGGUCAAACUAGGAGAGCUGCCAAGCUGGAUCUUGAUGCGGGACUUCAGCCCUAGUGGCAUUGUCCGAGUGUUUCGAAGAGGUUACUACCAGUACUAUAACAAAGAUACCAACGUGAAGAAGGGCAGGAUCGCGGGGAUUACCAUGGUGCUGGCAUGCUACGUGGUCUUCAACUACACCUUUUCCUACGAGGAGCCCAAGCAUGAGCGGCAACGCAAGUACCACUGAAGAAGACAAGCUCUGCACUCCCCUCCACGGCCUUCUUGGCUUGAGCCCCUCCAUAAGGAACACAGUCUCGAUUAUUGCUGAAGCCUUUCAUAUCCUAAUGGAAUUAACCUCGAAGUAAAAGAUGACUGGUUAAAAACAAACAAACAAACAAAACCAUCCUAGAGUUGGCCGGGCGUGGUGGCUCACGCCUAUAAUCCCAGCACUUUGGGAGGCCCAGGCGGGUGGAUCACCAGGUCAAGAGAUCGAGACCAUCCUGGUCAACAAGAUGCAGCCUCCAUGAAUGUGCUGGUGCAGAAUUGCAAGAUCUACAGUGAUGCCAGCUGUGACAUUUCUGCAGAUGGCCAGCUCCUGGCAGCUUUCAUCCCCAGCAGUCAGAGGGGCUUUCCCGAUGAAGGGAUCCUGGCAGCGUACUCCCUGGCCCCCCAUAACCUGGGUGAAAUGCUGUAUGCCAAGCGAUUUGGUAAGGGAUAGGAAGCCCGACCUAAUGACAGAGGGACGCUGGUGCCUUGGCAUGGUCAUUCCUAGGUGAGGCAUGGCUUGAGUGGGACUAAUGGUCAUAUACUGCCCCUACCUUCACUGGGGCACAGGCCAGAGAGAGAUGGCUUUGCAGGAGUCCUGGCUACCUGACUAGUAACAUUGCAGAAGAAUCUCAGGAUUAGAGUCCUACCACAUGCUCCUGUUACGAUGGCCAGGAAUAAAUGGCACACACAUGCCAAGACAGUU
Callithrix jacchus (white-tufted-ear marmoset) is the source of this 27997-nucleotide messenger RNA. NCBI's taxonomy places the organism in Eukaryota, Metazoa, Chordata, Mammalia, Primates, Cebidae. The record is from RefSeq and is a predicted model, not a curated record.